CUGUAGGUCGGCCGCCAUGACCACCACUUACUUUGACAACGACUUGGAGAGAGAGAAGGAGAGAUUGAUGAAUUGAUUUCUUUAUUCAGUAGAACGUAACCCCUUGUUAGAGAAGAAAAGAAAUAAGGAGCAGAUACGAAUGGAAAACCUAGUGAAGAUAACACCAUCCGGGUAGAAAUAACCUGAUACUAAAAAACUUCGCAAAGAAUGUGAUCACGUGUGAAACACGAGUGUACUGCGCAUGUCACAACAACCCUAUAUAGGUGGGGUUUUGAGGGAAGAGAGACACAUACCAGAGAAAACGCUUGACUGAGUUUGUCUCCCUGACUGUGAUGUCAGGGUCUGGUGCUGAGCAGUUGACGACAGACACGAAGUCGAACAACACGAUGAUGAUGAUGGCGAUGAGGUGAACUAAAAGGUGUCAGGUGAGUAUAGAAACUCUAGUUUUCCUCAUAAUCAAACAGUCGGGGCUGCAGUCUGUCCCUACAAGAGAACUUUCGUUCAGUCAAGUCACGUGACGUACACUGAAGAAAGAGGAAUGUGCAGGUUCAGAUUAUUACUGGGGAAGUGACCGUCCACCCUCUGGUCAACAGCUGGGGAUCUAAGCCACUGACUUGCGAUACAACUUUAGCAGGUCAGAGGUCAGUGUCCUGUCCUGGUACAGAAGGAAGAAGCCAGACACUUGGUCCUGUUCAGGGACUUCUACUGUGAGCCAUGUCUGUUCCUUCGUCGUCCUCUUCCAAAGAGGACAAGGCAAGGAAGCCAGCACAUGAUAAAGAAGAUUCCACAGAAAAAGCAACAGGACCAAACAGUGGAGGUGGUCGUGUUAGAAUUUACCUGCAUGCCGUCACUGACGCACAGGCUGAUCUUCUUACAAAUACAGGAUGUACACAACCCCUGGAAGAAGUCAAGAAGAAGACAGGAGCUGAUGUACAGUUUGACUCCAAGCCAUCAUCUGUACCUGGUAUGAAGAUUCUUGUCAUCCGCUGUGUUCCGACACAGAUCGAAGCAGCGGUCAGACUGAUCAGUGAGAUGACCAGCAGUCAGGGAACCCUUGUAGAUGAUGCUCAGACAUUCUGGCUCCAGUGGGUUGAGGCCGCGUUCCCUGAUCUCGACUCACGCGCCUACUUCCUGCCUCCUGUCUACUUCAACCGCGUGCCCAUGGUCAGACAGUUGGUAGCUGGUCAGGAUGUUUUAGUUCUUCAAGCACAAAAAAAAGAUGGUCAGUCUGACAAACAAGCCAUUGGUUCAUCUGUGUCAGCUCACGCUCAGGACAGAGACGACGGAAAUGAUGCAGCAAAGUAGAGAGUUGAUGGUCAGAACCCCAUUCAGGCUGAAGAUGUACAAGCCAACCAGUGCAGCCAACCGAAACCUGCUUCAUUCGCUUACCACACCCCGCCUACCGUUCUGGAUAGUGAUAUUAGAGAUGAUGCUACCGUACAGCGCGUUGUUGUCAGCCUGCAAAAGUAUUCUGAAAUGAACAGAGAAGUGCUGGUUGGACUCAGUGAGCUUCAGUUCAGUCAGUACCUGGGGGAACAUCGUUACGCUGCUGCGGCUGCCCAGCUCCCCCUACCCGCCAACCUUCCUCCUGCUCUGCCACGAAACUGGAAACAAGGAGACUUUGAUGUGCUUCUUAUUCACCGAAAGUACGGUUUUGUCGUCUGUGAGGUGAAGGCUUUUGGUGACAACAUUAAGACUCUAAACAUGUCACAUCAGGAUAUAGACAACAACAUUAGAAAGAAACUGAGACACGCCGUGAAACAGCUGGACAAGGCGGAGGCCAUGUUGUCUCACCUGGUGUCCGACAUCGCACCUGGUCUGCGCAUCACUAAAACAAUCGCGGUUCCUAACCUCACGACU
Pomacea canaliculata is the source of this 1860-nucleotide messenger RNA. RefSeq lists its product as uncharacterized. The transcript has 5 exons. The record is from RefSeq and is a predicted model, not a curated record. NCBI's taxonomy places the organism in Eukaryota, Metazoa, Mollusca, Gastropoda, Architaenioglossa, Ampullariidae. Bases 715 to 1305 code for a protein of 196 amino acids.